Racocetra persica is the source of this 591-nucleotide messenger RNA. NCBI's taxonomy places the organism in Eukaryota, Fungi, Glomeromycota, Glomeromycetes, Diversisporales, Gigasporaceae. The record is from the annotation of a GenBank genome assembly.
AUGGUUGAGACAGUGCACGAAUCGUUACGCCUUUCAUGCGGCUGCCCGACCAUUGCUGGUCGGUUGACCUCUCCUCUUAACCUUGGAGCACUGGGCAGGCACCAGCACUAUCAAUCACUGGCUAUCGUAGCUGACUUCGUCACUCCUUCGGUAAUUAUGGCCCCGACUAACCCCGGGCAGACGACCUUCACCCGGGAAACCUUGGUCAUUCGGCCAGAAGGAUUCUCACCUUCUAUCGUUACUCACGCCGGCAUUCUCACUAGUAAAAACUCCAUUAGUCCUUACGGUCUAACUUCGCUGUCGUUACUACGCUCCCCUACCGCUAGUUGGCAAAAGAAAAAUAUUAGGACCUUAGUUGAUGGUCUGGGCUGUUCCCCUCACGUCUAUGAAGCUUAUCCCCCACAGACUGACUGCCCAAUAAUGAAACCGUGGUCUUUACUCCUACUUCAACCUGCUCAUGCAGCACUUAAAUAUUACCACAUUGCUGGUAAUGAGUUACCUCAUUCGGACAUUUCCGGAUCACAGUUUAUUUUCCAACUCCCCGAAACUUAUCGCAGGAUAUCACGUCCUUCCUCGCCUCUUAGUCCCAAG